Candida tropicalis MYA-3404 is the source of this 2046-nucleotide messenger RNA. Its product is annotated as DEAD/DEAH box helicase. Gene Ontology annotation, molecular function: DNA binding; hydrolase activity; ATP binding. Bases 1 to 2046 code for a protein of 681 amino acids. The record is from RefSeq and is a predicted model, not a curated record. Lineage: Eukaryota; Fungi; Ascomycota; Pichiomycetes; Serinales; Debaryomycetaceae. The transcript has a single exon.
AUGAUGAUGAUAUUUCCUAGAUGUAUAAGCAACAGGAUAUCAUUUUAUAAAUAUCUAACUAUCCACCGACUACGUCAUACAUUUUCUUUGCGAGAUUAUCAAGAAGAAGCAAUAACCAAAAUCCUUGACGCGUCUAAACGUGGUAUUAAACGACAAGCCAUUGUUAUGGCCACGGGAGGUGGUAAAACUGUUGUUUUCAGUCAUUUAAUCCCUUUACUUCAAGGGUCCCAACAAAGGGGUAAUAAAACAUUAGUAUUGGCACAUACGCAAGAGCUCAUUACUCAAUCAAGAGAUAAAAUUUCAAGAAUAAAUCCUGAUUUAAAAGUAGGUGUUGAAAUGGGUAGGAUGAAAUCAAAUGAAGAUGAUGAUGUAAUUAUUGCUUCUGUUAAUUCUAUAUGUCGAAGAAAUCGAAUUGAAAAAUUUAAUCCUGAUGAUUUUAAAACUAUUAUUAUCGAUGAAUGUCAUCAUGCUGUUGCUAGUAGUUAUAGAAAAAUUUUAGAUUAUUUUAAAGCUGGUGAUAAAUCAACUGAUGUUAAUGUUAUUGGAUUAACAGCUACUUUACAUAGAAUGGAUGAAAUUAAAUUAGGAUUGGUAUUUGAUGAAAUUGUCUAUGAAAGAACUUUACAAGAUAUGAUUAAUAAUGGAGAAUUGUGUGAUUUUAAAGUAAGUGAUGCCCUGAUUAAGACAUUAGAUUUAACUGAAGUUAAGAAAUCAAAAGGUGAUUACGAUAGUGCCAGUUUAUAUUCAGCAUUAACUGAUGUAGAUAUAAAUGAUAAGAUCUUAUUAAGUUAUAUGAAAAUGAAAGAAGAAGGGACAUAUAAAAGUACAUUGAUAUUCUGUGUAACAAUUGAACAUUGUCAUGAAUUAUGUGGAUUAUUUCAGUCUCAAGGAAUUGAUGCUCAAUAUGUAUCGGCAAAUACUACACGAAUAGCAAGAGAAGAAAUUGUUGAAGAUUUUAAAAAUGGGAAAAUUCCAAUAUUAUGUAAUGUUGGGGUGUUUACUGAAGGUACAGAUAUUCCAAAUAUUGAUUCUAUAAUACUUGCAAGACCUACAUUAUCACAGACUUUGAAAGUACAAAUGAUAGGUAGAGGAUUAAGACAUUAUCCUGGAAAGACACAUUGUCAUGUGGUUGAUUUAGUUGGAUUGACUUCAGCUGGGCUUCAUUUAAAGCCGACAUUAACCGGAAUGGAAGCAACAGACGGAUCAAAGAAAUUCAAAGAAGGAGAGAACGAUGAAGAAACUGAACUUGAAUAUUUAGAAUCCUUACAGAGUAUUCAAGAUCGUCGAAAGCAUGUUAUUAAAAGAGUUUUAGAUUAUCAUAAACAAGGAGUAUUACGCUUUUCAACAGUAAAUGGAUUAAAAAUUUUCAAAGAAUAUUUACUGGAUAUUGAAGUUAUUAAAGACAUUUUCUUAAGAGGUCCAUAUUCUUGGGUAUUACUUAAAAAUGGGAAAAGUUCCUGGGGUUUCAAUGAAGAUAAGAAUGAGUAUCUUUGGGGUGUGAGUAUCAAUAGUAAUGAAUAUUUCUUAACUAAAAUGAUUCCCAAUGCUGCUCAACCAAAAUUUAUACUUUCACGUCAUAGUAACACCGUCACCGAUAAGGAAGGGAGUAGUAGUGAAAUCGAAAGCGUAAUCAUUACAGAAGGUGUACACAAACUUCUUGAUACAUUCAAGGAAAAUUAUCCUAAACAACAUCAAUUAGCUAAAAAAUCCAAUAGUUUUGCAAGAAGAGCAACUAAGAGACAAGUUGAAUACAUAAUGGCUACCUUAAAUGAAAAGAUAAUAAGAGAAUGUGCCGUGAAUAAUCGAAAUAAGGAUAGGUUUAGUGAAAUUCUUAAGCGAUUAAUUGAGAAACAACCUUAUGUACUUAUUUCAAAUUUGGUAUUUGCAUUAAAAUAUUCAAAAUCCGCAUUUUAUGCUCUUGUUAAAUCUAAACAGUUGAUCACUGCGGCUGCAAAAGAGUAUGAUGGAGAGAAAAGUUUUCUGAAUUAUAAAACAAGGGGUUCAUAUAGCUCAAAAAAGACACUGUCUUCUACAGCUGCUCGCUGA